AUGCAGUGUUGCAGUGUUCACCGAAACGAUUGUGUGCAGUCUCGGCAGGAUGAAGUGUAUCAGGCCUUGGAAGAGUUUGGCAUUUUUGAGGCGGACAGGAGCUUGGUGUCCAGGAUCACCAACGAGGCGGCGCCCUAUUCGCAAGUGGAUUUGAGGGACCUCACUGACAUCAUUGAGAAAUGGCUGGCCAAGGAGCAGGAGUUUAUGCACGAGACCUUCAACUUGAUGGACAAGGAUGGCAGCGGAACAGUCUCAGCACAAGAGCUUUUCCAGUACCUGGGGUCUGUUGGCAUCACACCGGUGCGAAGUCGAGUGAGGGAGGUAACUCAGCUGGUAGAUCCUGACUCCUCGGGUGCCUGGCAGGCUGCCGGCCGUCACUUUGAGUCAUCUCGCAUUUUGGGCUUGCAGAUGGCAGAGAAGAAGCAUGUCCAAGCCUUUGCCGUUCGGCGGCAGCUGCCAAUGAUGGCGCUGUACUUAGGAGCCUCGCCAGCUUUGGCCCAGGAUGGCAUGGAGCAAUGGCAAGAUUUAGGAAGCCGUGGGCUCAAGUACAUCGAUUUGCGCCCUGGCAAAGGUGCUGAAGCUGACAAGGACGCCGUUGUGCGGGUACAAUGGUCAGGGCGAUUGUACAGCAAACAAGGCUGGACUUAUGGCCGUUGCAAUGAUCCGGAGUGCGAGCUGCGCUUCAAGGUCGGGGAUGGAACAACCAUCGCCGGACUAGAUGAGGGCAUUCGAGGGAUGCGAGAGGGCGGAUAUCGGCGCUUCCUCAUCCCGCCACAGAUCGCAUACCAAGAAGGGCAGGAGCUGCAGCCGCUACCUGAACGGGAUGACUUGAAGAGGAGACUCUACUCCACUGUUUUCAACAAGGUGCGUAUCGCCAAUGGUGAGGGGGCUACGCUUGGUACCAUUGUGCUGGAUGUUGUCCUCAAAAGAGUGGCUGCACAAACUUGA
This is a messenger RNA of Cladocopium goreaui, 948 nucleotides long. NCBI's taxonomy places the organism in Eukaryota, Dinophyceae, Suessiales, Symbiodiniaceae. The record is from the annotation of a GenBank genome assembly.